UAAGUUAGUAUGUUGAUUGUGGGUAGAUAUUUUUUUGCUACUUCGAUUUGGCAUCGCCUCCUUCCGCAGCAGUACUAGUUCUCAUGCGUAAUUUGUUCCUGUUUCCCAUCGGAUGAGGGGAUUGAUCAGUCCCACGUUCGCCACACCCGGCACCGAUUCAACGCCUCUGUUGCUGCACCAUCGGAUUCUUCCUCCCUGCCGCCUGCGGGUGCCACUGCCGGGUAGAUUUUUUCGUGGACGAGAAGGGAGCAUGAGGAUUGCGGCUGGUGAUGGCGGCGGGAGCAACAGCAGCAACAAUCGCGAAGAUGAACCGCACGAGGAGUCUUUUGGAAAUUUGGGAGGGAAGCUGAAUGAUCUGAGCACCAAGGCGCAGAUUGUGGUGGCAGCAUUCAUCUGGAUGUUCCUCUUCUUUGGUGCAAGCGUGUUCAAGAGCAGGGACAACAAAUAACUAACAAAACCUAGUAUUGUUAACUCUUGAAAUCCACAUCUAAUACAUAAUCCAAUUCUAAUUAUAACUA
This is a messenger RNA of Selaginella moellendorffii, 518 nucleotides long. RefSeq lists its product as uncharacterized. The coding region runs from base 113 to 448 and encodes 111 amino acids. The record is from RefSeq and is a predicted model, not a curated record. The transcript is spliced from 2 exons. NCBI's taxonomy places the organism in Eukaryota, Viridiplantae, Streptophyta, Lycopodiopsida, Selaginellales, Selaginellaceae.